This is a messenger RNA of Lactuca virosa, 543 nucleotides long. The record is from the annotation of a GenBank genome assembly. NCBI's taxonomy places the organism in Eukaryota, Viridiplantae, Streptophyta, Magnoliopsida, Asterales, Asteraceae.
AUGGCAACAAACAAUGUUGAAGACACAUUUCCAACUUUGGCAACAAACAAUGUUGAAGCCCUAGCUGAAAUCACCCAAUCCCUAAUGGACGAGGAGAUCGUUGAGCUUAUUGUAUUUAAUUUUAUGGUACAAAUUGAAGACCAUUGGGGAAUAGUAAACCUUGAUGCAAUGCUAGAACAGUACUGUAACGAUGCUAAUAAAAUAAUAAGUUUUGCAAAAACACAGCUAGAGACCCAAGACCCUCCAUACAAACUCAUUGAUGACAUGCUUGAUAAGUUGGAAGAAGAUAGCCUAAAAGUUGCAGCAAAGAAGGUACACAUGUCUGUUAGACCUGUAAGACUAUGUUUGACCGGUGAUCUUGAAGACCUUGAUGUUGCCAAGUCUGCAUUAGGUACCCUGGAACGAGACAACCAAAUGUUCGAAUCCCAGAUUCGAAAAUUCAUUGAGCUGAAGAAGCAGGUGUAUCUGUUUGAUAGGGCUGCAGCAGCAAAGUCACAACCAGAGAGUAGUAAGCAAGGCGAAGAUAAAGGCAAAAAGGAGUAA